AUCACAAGUCGCACUGACUGCAACAGAGCAAGUAACUAAAUAUUAUUAAACAUGAAAUUCUUCGUUGCUGCUGCCUUCAUCGCCACUCUGGCUUUUGCCAGCGCUGAUGUUUCCCACCUGGGCUACGCUGCCAGUGCACCAUCUAACCAAUACAUCCCACCUGCAGCUAGCGCUCCAGCACCAGUUUAUAGUGCCCCAGCUCCAGUUUACCAACCAGCUGCUGCUGCCCCAGAACCGGUAUACUCUGCCCCAGCUCCAGUUUACCAACCAGCUGCUGCUGCCCCAGAACCAGUGUACUCUGCUCCAGCACCAGCUCCAGUCUACCAACCUGCGCCAUCUGCUCCAGUCUCAUCUUACAUCCCACCUGCAGCCAGCGCUCCAGCACCAGUCUACAGUGCUCCAGCUCCAGCUCCAGUUUACCAACCAGCUGCUGCUGCCCCUGAACCGGUAUACUCUGCCCCAGCUCCAGCUCCAGUCUAUGCGCCACAACCAGCUGCAUCUGAAGUCUAUGAGCAACCUGCUCAAGAUGGUUACAGAUACCGCACUGUGCGCCGUCGCGUUUACAAACAACGUCGUUUCUAAGYUUAGAACUAAUGAAUGUCCCAAAAUAAAUGUUUAGUUAACUUGAAAGACA
This is a messenger RNA of Bactrocera latifrons, 634 nucleotides long. RefSeq names its product repetitive proline-rich cell wall protein 1-like. The record is from RefSeq and is a predicted model, not a curated record. The transcript has 2 exons. Bases 52 to 582 code for a protein of 176 amino acids. NCBI's taxonomy places the organism in Eukaryota, Metazoa, Arthropoda, Insecta, Diptera, Tephritidae.